Molecule: messenger RNA, 3546 nt
Organism: Gadus macrocephalus (Pacific cod)
Lineage: Eukaryota; Metazoa; Chordata; Actinopteri; Gadiformes; Gadidae
Gene: tmem87b
Product: transmembrane protein 87B
Exons: 19
Coding region: 44-1750 (568 amino acids)
Biological process (GO): retrograde transport, endosome to Golgi
Cellular component (GO): Golgi apparatus; membrane
Source: RefSeq, a predicted model, not a curated record
UCGAUGCGGAAGUGCUCCGCCUCCCCGUGCCACAGCAGUCAAGAUGAGGACGUGGAACUGCCUGCCUAGAGUGAUGUUCAAUCAAUGGCUAUUUCAAAUCCUGUUAGCGAUUUUAUUAGGUAAUGUCCAUAGAGCGACGGCCUCUCCCGAGCCCGGAAAAUGGGAAAUUACCUUUGACAACACUUCAAGACCGUUGCUGUUGAAGAAAGCCAUGUAUAAAGACACGGACAUACAGUUAAAAGUUGUGGGUGUUGGCUGUCCGGAAAUGGUGACCUUCACCAUUCAGUGGUACUUAAAGUUCUACCCGUGUCAGAAUGAGUUAAGGAAUAUCGAGGAGAUGUAUGAUAGAGUACCUCUGACUCGUGGGAACAGCCUGGACCCCAACCCUCAGCGAGUGGGCGAGUACAUCGAACACAAACACACCGACCUGAUCUGUAACAAGGGCCAGAGCACCUUCACCAUGCUCAAAAAAGCCAAGGCAGGGCCUCGCACUCAAGCUCCCCCUGCGAUCAAUGCCUCCCCAGAGUCCCCAGAAGUAGUGAACUACACCAGGUGGCUCACCGAAGAGAUUGUCAAUGUCAACAAAUCUGUGAAGCCCAAGGAUGACGUCAUCGCCAGCACAUGGAAGGACGGACCCUACCUACUGGUGGUCAGCAUCAAAUCCAACAAACCAGACGUCAAAUGGAACCUAACAGUGAACGUCAUCAUGAAAGGAUCCCAUGGCUUUAUAUCAGUCACCGAGUGGCCGCUCAUGAUUUUCUACAUGGUGAUGUGCAUCGCGUACAUCCUGUACGCGCUGCUGUGGUUCGUGUGGGCCGCCUGCUACUGGAAGGACCUGCUGCGCAUCCAGUUCUGGAUCGCCGGGGUCAUCUUCCUGGGCAUGGUGGAGAAGGCUGUGUUCUGCGCCGAGUACGAGAAUACCAACGCCGUCGGAUCGGCAUCUCAAGGCCUGCUGAUCUUUGCAGAGCUGCUCUCUUCCCUCAAGAGGACUCUGGCUCGCCUGCUGGUCAUCAUCGUGAGCCUGGGCUAUGGCAUCAUCAAGCCCCGCCUGGGGACGGUGAUGCACAGGGUGAUCGGGCUAGGCGUGCUGUACUUUGCCUUCGCUAGCAUCGAAGGAGUACUCAGGAUCACUGGGGCCAAGGACUCUGACCUGGCCUUGCUGGCCAACAUCCCCCUGGCUCUGCUUGACUCCUCUCUAAGCUGGUGGAUAUUUGUCAGCCUGGCACAAACCAUCAAGACUCUGAAGCUGCGGCGGAACCCCGUGAAGCUGUCCCUCUACAGACACUUCACCAACACGCUCAUCUUCGCCGUCAUAGCUUCCAUUAUUUUCAUGGUGUGGACAACAAGGAAGUUCAGACUGGCAGAGUGUCAGUCGGACUGGAUGGAGCUGUGGGUAGAGGACGCCUUCUGGAGGUUCCUGUUCUCCAUCAUCCUGCUGGUCAUCAUGUUCCUAUGGCGACCAUCCGCCAACAACCAAAGGUACGCCUUCACCCCCCUGAUCGACGACUCAGACGAUGACGAGGAGGUGGAGUUCCUCGCCUCGACCAACCUUUCGGAGGGGAUAAAGUUGAGAGCGGCCAAGAACGAGACGAACGGCACGGCCAAGCCUGCGCCCGCCACCGCGGAGGAAGACCUGAAGUGGGUUGAGGAUAACAUUCCGAGCUCCCUUUCAGACGUGGCUCUGCCAGUGCUGCUGGAUUCCGAUGAGGAGAUCAUGACCACCAAGUACGAGAUGUCCAAGAUGGAGUGAACUUGACACUUUUGCCCCCCACCCCCACCCCCCACACACACACACACACACACACACCCAAGACCCCACCGCACCAGAAGGAGGUUCCAGCACAAGCGGUGGUCUGACGGGGGGGGGGGGUCUCUCCGUCCCGUCAAGGGGGCUUUCCGCGUUCCUUCUCUGUUCUGUUUACCCGCGUUAAUGUGACGCAGCGCCCCGUGAUUCCUCCUGGUUCUCCCGACGAGCCGACCGGCCCCUCCGGUUAGACUGGGGAGGGAGACCCGCGCUUCGUCCCAUCCAGGUGAGCUCACCUCACCUGCAGAGAUCACCUGGUUCCCUCUGCGUCGUGGCGUUCAGAGAGCCCAGAGGUGGGCUUCAUGGUGAGCCUCUCCUCCGGCAUCGGGGAGACGGUAUCUCUGGGGCGGUCUUAUGUCCGAGACCCUGCGUCUCCCGCCGUCUUCUCUUCUGCGAUGGAUCGCCGCUCUGCCCCAGCAUUUGGAGCGGCAGCGGUCGUGUAUUAACAGAUUAAAUAUUUAUUUCUUUUUUAUUUUUCGUUUUUUUUCCGCGUGUGUGAAUUUAUAUCUAAUCUAAGAGCGAGUAGUUGACCACAUGCAUGAUCUCUAGUAAAGGAUUAUAUGUAUUUUUUGAUUUGUUUGCACAGUUUUAUACGGCGUCCUGUACAGUAAUGUAUGUGGUCGUAGGGACGGAUGCAGAGAUAAAUUGAAGUGGGUUGUGUACAGUGUUGGAGAUUAAAACGGAGACAUGUAUGGAAUGGAUCUAGUGAUUUUUUUUUUAAGUGCUUUUUUGUAAUUAAUAUAUUGGCCCACAAACGCUUUAUAUCAAUAAAUUGUAUUGUUUCAUGUUGUUCAGGUUAAAGUAUAUUGCAGUUAACUUGAAAAGGGCUUGUUUGCAGAUUAAGAUUAAUAGAUAAUAAGACUGUCGCAUUAUAGCAAAGCAAAAUGGGGAGUAGCCAAGAUUCCUGAAGUACCCUUUUCAACCGAUAGAGAACAUACAACAUCUAACAGGCUAGUCUUAAACACACCUAAAGCGAAGCUUAUGUUAUUGUGGAGGGCUGUUGGGAAUACUAUUUCUUUUAUUUAUUUGUGUUUUCAAGUGUACUUCAUUGUGUGGGACUUUUUAGUUUGAGUAAUGUUUACUCGAAAUCUAAAUGUAUGUGAAUGUGUGUUCCCCCUUUUGGUGGAUUAUUUGACUCGCGCCGUAAAAUGUAGUAAAUGAUGUCACCUUUUUUGGAAAAAUUGUCUUUUCUUUUCUGGAAAAAAAAAAUCGUUGUGGUGGAUUCUUAAACGGUGCUCUCCCCGUCAUAUUAGUUCUGCGUUUGUGGCGGCCCGAUCCAGCGUCCCCCCCGGCUGGCUCCUGGCUCUAUGCAACAGGUCCACGUUAUGGCACACCGUCGUCACCAUGGUUUUACAAUGUAGUUAUUAAGAUUCCUGUGUUUUCUAUAAAUCUAAAUAUGUGAAGGAAACCUGGAAUAAUCGCGUUUAUGAUGGCAAAGUGCUACUUUCUUCUCCCCCCUCUCCCUCUGGGUUGAUGUGUGGCAGUCUGCCCUGGACGGGUGAUUAUUUGUACAGAUGGGCUUUGGCUCCAUCCCGCUCUUUCCAAGCUGCACAGGUGGAGAGGUGUUCGCGUUCUGGGACCUUUUUCUUUUCAGGGGGUUCUUGAACUUUACGUGCGGUCGGGGGCUCUCCCUUCUCUUCGAUCUCUCCAGUUCGGACCCUCUCCGCAAACCAAAUUGUGUAAAGAGUCACAGGGGUCCCAUCUCUCUUACGUCUUCAAUAAAAUCUAUAUUUUUCCUUAAA